Molecule: messenger RNA, 648 nt
Organism: Euleptes europaea (tarantolino)
Lineage: Eukaryota; Metazoa; Chordata; Lepidosauria; Squamata; Sphaerodactylidae
Gene: CLDN7
Product: claudin 7
Exons: 4
Coding region: 1-648 (215 amino acids)
Biological process (GO): cell adhesion; bicellular tight junction assembly
Cellular component (GO): plasma membrane; bicellular tight junction
Molecular function (GO): structural molecule activity
Source: RefSeq, a predicted model, not a curated record
AUGGCCAACUCGGGCUUGCAGCUGCUGGGCUUCGCGCUGGCCCUGCUGGGCUGGAUCGCCACCCUGGCCGCCACCGUCAUGCCCCAGUGGCAGAUGUCUUCCUACGCCGGGGAAAACAUCAUCACGGCGGUGGCCAUCUACCAGGGCCUCUGGAUGUCGUGCGCCUCGCAGAGCACCGGCCAGAUCCAGUGCAAAGUCUACGACUCGGUGCUCAGCCUCAAGCCCGCCCUGCAAGCCACCCGGGCUCUCAUGGUGCUCUCCAUUGUCCUGGGUGUGGUCGCCAUGGGGGUAGCCAUCAUGGGCAUGAAGUGCACCCGCUGUGGGGGCGAAAACAUGGUUACAAAGGCCCGGAUUGCCAUGACAGGGGGCAUCGUCUUUCUCGUUGCAGGGCUGGCGUCUCUCAUUGCGUGCUCGUGGUACGGACACCAGAUCGUGACGGACUUCUACAACCCCUACACACCUGUCAAUUCCAAGUAUGAGUUUGGAGCCGGGAUUUUCAUCGGCUGGGCUGGCGCGGCACUGGUCAUAUUUGGAGGCGCUCUCCUCUCAUGCUCCUGUCCCAGAAAGUCGGCGGGCUCGAGCUAUGGCCGUUCGUAUCCUCAGGGCAAGCCAAUCUCCAAGCCUCCCAGCAACCGAGAAUAUGUCUAA